Molecule: messenger RNA, 2527 nt
Organism: Ilyonectria robusta
Lineage: Eukaryota; Fungi; Ascomycota; Sordariomycetes; Hypocreales; Nectriaceae
Exons: 7
Coding region: 99-2360 (753 amino acids)
Biological process (GO): DNA-templated transcription
Cellular component (GO): nucleus
Molecular function (GO): zinc ion binding; DNA binding
Source: RefSeq, a predicted model, not a curated record
GUCAAUGGCUUCCAUGCUGCGGGUUUCCGUCGUUGCGAAUGCCCUUCUUGCCUGUGACCCAUGGCUAACCACCCCCGCUCCUGUGUAGAUGUCGCCGGAUGAGGAGCAAAUGCGUCCACGACAAGGCACAACCACCAUGCAAAGCUUGUUUCGAAUCAGGGCUCAGUGCCCAAGACUGUAUAUUUCCCGUCCGAGGCCAACCAGACAAUGAUCGUGACUUCCGCCACCCACGCAUGAGGGCCGAAAAGACGGCCAGACGCGACCCCGCCAAGGUGCGACGGGACAUUCUAGAAGCUCCUGUCGUGCGACCUCCAGGCUCGAAAGCCGAUGAAUGGGAUCGUCUACCUCCCCUGCCGGACCUCAUCGACGGUAUCAACCGAUUCACCCGUCACUACUUCCAACACGGCUUCAUCCCCAAGCAACAGUUCCCUGCCCGGCUCCACCAUGACCCUCGCUCUGUCAGCGUCUUUCUUGUCGUUUGCAUUCUCAGCAUCUCGGCACGCCUGACUCCCGCUCUCGCUGCCCGGUAUGGCUCUGGUAUCCAGGCCGCCGAAUUCUUCAUGGAGCGUGCGUCCCAGCUCGCAUACGGUGAACUCUACCAAGAGCCCACUCUCGAAAGAUGCCAGGGAUUCUAUCUACUUAGCAUCGCUCAACAAGGUAGCGGAUUAAAAAAUAUGAGCUAUAUUAACAUGGGAGUUUCGAUGCGAAUGGCUUCCUUGAUGAGACUUCACCGAGAGGAAACUUACCAGAUCCCAAACCCUAGCCCCGAAAUCAUCAUACGAGCUGAAUCUGCUCGAAGGACUUUGUGGAUGCUUCAUAGCCAAGACCAACUACACUCUAGCCCCUAUUCGCCUGUCUCCCUUGCUGCCUCAGACAUCACCGCCCUCCUUCCCUGCGACGAGCAAGACUUUGCCGCAGGUCGUCAACCUCGCUCACGUGCCGCCCUUGAGGGUACACCCCCGGCAGACGAAAACCCAUCGCUCGUCUUCGAUCCGAAUCGUUCGCUUUUUGCAUCUAUGGUUCAGGCUCACCACUUCUGGGGAAUUGUAAGUCGCCGUGCAGUCAACUUUGCCAGGAGCGCCAGCCCCUGGGACCCCAAUAGCGAAGCUGCUAUUAUGAUCAAGAGGUUGCGCGACUGGGAGCAAGGUCUACCCCAGGAACACCAAUGGAGUCACUACUACUUCAAGGAGUACAAGGCAGACGGCCAGGAUUUGGCAUAUCUCGGCGUGACUAUGAUUCCACGGCUUUGCAAUAUUGUCUCCCGGCGACCCUACUUGACAGACUUCUUGACCCUCGGCUCCAAGGACGAACAAAAGCAGGCCUACUUCUCCAACCUCUCUCUUGAGCUCUUCCACAAUGUCCGCCGUCUCUUUGACCAAAUCGACGCCCAGUUCACUCGUCGCUCUCCAGAUGAGAGUGUCGGCGCCCAGAUGGCCGCCUUCUGUGUCUACAGUUGUGGCCUCUUCGCCACCUACCUUUGCCGGUACCCAAAUAUCUGCCCAGAUCCCAUGAUUACCCGCGACGGUCCCAUGAUGCUUCAUCGUACCCUUAGCAUCCUCAUGGAGUGUAAAGAGGUCUGGCCACUGGCUUCACGCUGGGUCGACGCCCUCGAACGAUUCGCUCGCGACCCGAGCGGUUCUCUCGGCGCUGAUGGCAGCAUGGCCGAUGGCAAGGACCCUAUUCCCAAUCCCGUCGCCGUCGCCACCACAUCUUCCAUCAACCCCCCCAUGGCAUCCCAGUCAACUUCUACUUCUUCACUUCCAUCACCAUCCUCUUCAUCAUUCUAUGGCAGGACGCGCGGCUCAUUUGAUGCAACUCAAUCCUCCUCCACCCUCCGGUCACCCUCCUCUCACGAACACAUGACGCCCCUCACGACGCCGACUGCCCACAUCAUACCCUUGCACUUCGCCCAACAAGGGCAGCAACCUCCUCGGCAGCAACAGCAUCAUCAGCCGCAACAAAAUCACCGGCCGCAUCAGCACCAACAGCAACACCAGCAGCAGCAGCAACACCAGCAACAACACCAGCAGCAACACCAACAGCCCAUUUCCGUCCCUGACACCCAGGUCUACUCUCAGCAACAACUCCCUACGCACCUCUAUAUGGCCGCUAACACCAACACCGGUAACUCCAACGGUCUGGGCAUGCUUGUCGAGGCCUUCGAUUCUUCUCCACAAAAUACCACCGUAGUAUCCGUCCAAGGCUAUCCUCUCCCCAACAGCAACACCAUUGUCGCCUCCGAAGCGCCUGGCGCCGGUCUCUACCCCUCUGCUGACGGCUUCGAGAAUGAGUUACAAUUUUAUAUCAACGGCCCGCAGGAUUGGAUGCCGCCCAGUGGUGUCUUUGACGGAUACAGUUAGCAAUUACUCCCGCGCCAUCACCAGACACAAGCUUAUGUAUCCAUAUUCACGUUCAUGUUUCAUAUCCUAUCUAGUACGCACCCUCCUAUCACCACCUUGUCACGAGUGAUGACGCUGUCCUUUCGUUGGUCUUCAUUUUCUUCCUUUUACUUUUCAUCUUCCUACAU